AUGAUGUUGGCGCUGUUCCUGUCGCUCCUCGCGCUGGGCAUCACUCGGCCCGUGCCCACCAACACAUGUGCGAUCGCAGGCAUGUCGAGCAGCGCCAUCAUGUACACGGUGAAGCAGACGCUGACGGUGUCGGAGGUGCUGGAGGUGCUGCUUCACACCUGGCGAGGCCCUCCUCAUCGUGGGUGGCAUCAGCUUCAUCGUCAACCAGCUCAUCAAGCGCUCGCUCAACCUGGCUGAGGUCAAAGUGGAACCGGUACACUACUUUCUGCCUGUGGUGGUGGUAGGAUCUCUUCUCUUAGGGGUGUUCUUCGCCCUGCUCAUCUGCUUCAUGGAGUCUGAGACCUGGGUGUCGUCCCUCUUCUUCCACAUGAUGAUGGCCGUGCUGGGCCUAGGGAUCCUCAUGCCAUGGCUCUCCCUGCUUAUCCGCCGCCACCCCAUCAUGUGGCUGUUGGACUUUGUGACUCUGAACAACAAGCGUCUGUGCCUGCUGGGCUAUUAGGUGCUGCUGGCCACGCUGGCCACCCUGGUGGUGCUGCACCAGAACUACCAGCGUCAGUCGGGCUCCAGGAAGCACCAGGCCUCUACAGUAGUCAGAAAGUACUGCCACCUGAUCGUAGUGGCCACCUUCGUCCCCGGCCUGGUGUAUGACCGCCAGCUGCUCCACUUGGCGUCUGUGGGCUGCCUCGGGGCCUUCCUGCUUUUGGAGUAUGUGCGCUACUUCCGCAUCCGCCCGUUGGGCCAACUCCUCCACCAGCUACUCACCCUGUUCCUGGAUGAAUGUGAUUCUGGAUUUCUCGUCCUCACCCACAUCUACCUCCUCCUGGGCAUGUCCCUGCCCAUAUGGCUGUUCCCAGGGCCCUGUGCCCCCAAAGGCAUCCUCCCUGGGGCGGGGAGCCUGGUGCCCUACUCCGGGGUGCUGGCCGUGGGCGUGGGGGACACGGUAGCGUUGGUAUUCGGCAGCAGCAUGGGCGAAAUCCGCUGGCCGGGCACCAAGAAGACGGUGGGGGGAACGGCCACAUCGGUGUUCGUUCAGAUCAUCGCUGUGGCCAUCUUCCUCAUCUUCGACCCCGCCAUCAACCUGAACUCCACCUACUCGUGGAUCGUGGGCUCCAUCACCCUGGUGGCCAUGCUGGAGGCCUACACCUCGCAGAUAGACAACCUGCUGCUGCCACUCAUCCUGUUGCUGUUCUGA
This is a messenger RNA of Coregonus sp. 'balchen', 1192 nucleotides long. The record is from the annotation of a GenBank genome assembly. NCBI's taxonomy places the organism in Eukaryota, Metazoa, Chordata, Actinopteri, Salmoniformes, Salmonidae.